Racocetra persica is the source of this 148-nucleotide messenger RNA. The record is from the annotation of a GenBank genome assembly. Lineage: Eukaryota; Fungi; Glomeromycota; Glomeromycetes; Diversisporales; Gigasporaceae.
UGUAGGAUAUCAUUGCUUUAACGUAGAUAUAGCCGAAGGAGAGAUGAUAACGACAGGAGAUAUAGUGGAAGAAGUUAGACGAAUAUGUGUUGAAGGUGUUGUGAGAGAAGCAGGUAUUGAAGAUGUUGUGGGAGAAGUAGCUGAAUAG